CGGCUCUGAUAUGAGGGAAGACCCAUCUGAAGAAGAGACUAGAGAAAGGGAGAGAUAACACACGCCUCACUCAUUUUUUUCUUCGCACAAUCGAUGAGAACACAAUCCGAGAAAAUUGAGCAAAGCUUUGCGUUCUCAAGAUAACCUUCGAAGAUUGAGGAGUUCAGAGACGAGACUUGUUGCUUGUACAAUAAGAUUUGAAAGAGCAGAGGGAGAGGAGAUAAUGUCAAGUGGCCGAAACACCCAUUGGUGUUACAAUUGCAGGCGUCCGGUUCGUCUGCAAGGGCGAGAUGCAGUUUGCCCAAGCUGCGAUGGAGGAUUUAUUCAAGAACUCAAUGAUAUGGUUCAUGUCAGUCCACUGGAUUUCUUUGGACUGGACAAUGAUGAUGAUCAUGACAGGAGGUUUGGGUUCAUGGAAGCUUUCUCAGCCUGGCAGCAAUCGACAGACAGAAGACGUAGCGAUAUCAGGGGAAGAUCAGAUAUAGCUCCUGAACGUAACCCGGCAUUUACUCCUCUGUUGAUCUUUGGUGGCCAAAUUCCUUUUCGACUGUCUGGGAAUGGUGCAUUCGAAGCUUUUUUCAAUGGCUCUCCUGGCAUAAGUGUGACGCGGGGUAAUGUGGGGGAUUAUUUUGUAGGUCCUGGCUUGGAAGAACUGUUUGAGCAGCUUUCAGCUAAUGACCGGCGAGGCCCUCCUCCAGCAUCCAGAGUUUCAAUUGAUGCAAUGCCUACUAUUAAGAUCACAAAUAGGCAUCUUCGUUCUGAUUCACACUGCCCUGUUUGCAAAGACAAGUUCGAGCUUGGAUCUGAAGCAAGGCAAAUGCCCUGUAACCAUCUAUAUCACACAGAUUGUAUUGUACCAUGGCUAGUCCAACACAACUCAUGCCCUGUUUGCCGCCAAGAACUGCCUCUGCAAGGAGCCGCAAGUGGUGGUAGCUCGAAUGGUCGAAGUAGAAGCAGUAGUUUUGGUAGCAAUACCAAUGGAAGGGAGGGUGGUAGAGAAAACCAAGGAAGGAGAAAUCCUUUCUCUUAUUUGUGGCCAUUUCGCUCAUCUGGUGCCAGCUCUAGCUCUAGCCAUACCCAUACCCAUACCCAUACCUCUAAUCAUAACCCAACAGCCGAAAGUAGCUCAUCGACUAUGCGUGAAAACAAUAAUCAGAUGGGGUAUUCAGGAUGGCCAUUUGAUUACUGAGGUUAUAAAGUUCACAAUACUGUUUGCUCUCCUCUUGUUUCAGAAUGUAGAGCUGCCAAUUGAACUAAGCAAAUUGCUUGUGGUGGUGAGUGUGGGUUUGAGACCCUGUUUUAGAAGAUGCCAUGCCACCACUCGGACUCGAACCGAGAUGCUCCAGCACUGCUUCCUAAGAGCAGCGUGUGGGUUUGAGACCCUGUUUUAGUGUUCCAGUAUGUUGUUAAAAGGUGUAUGAUGGUCUUUUGGUGUUUAAUAUGCCUCUCUUUCUAUGUAAAUGACUAUUUCCUUCUUUUGUGAACUGCUGUAUUUCUAAGUUGUUCUUGGCUUCCAUUGUAUGCUUCAUACUCGCUGUCUUGAUCGGUGUAAACUUUUUACCGUAGGAGGUUUUAAUCA
Messenger RNA from Prunus persica (peach), 1579 nucleotides. RefSeq names its product probable E3 ubiquitin-protein ligase RHC1A. Gene Ontology annotation, cellular component: cytoplasm. The transcript is spliced from 2 exons. The record is from RefSeq and is a predicted model, not a curated record. Gene Ontology annotation, biological process: protein ubiquitination. Lineage: Eukaryota; Viridiplantae; Streptophyta; Magnoliopsida; Rosales; Rosaceae. Gene Ontology annotation, molecular function: ubiquitin protein ligase activity. Bases 224 to 1189 code for a protein of 321 amino acids.